GCCAGCCGCCCGCGAUGACGAAACUCACUCUGGAUCCAACCUGAAGGCGAUCAUGAACAAGCCGUGGGCCGACGUGAGCAAGGCAGAGCAGGACAGCGUGAUUCGGCAGAUGGGCCAGAGAAGGGCGCGUGAGUUGUUGGCUGACAGCGGGCACCCGCCCCCUCUCCACUUCAGCGACGAGACGGCUCUGAAGAAGCUGCUUCAGGGACACUCGCCGUAUCGGGCGACGGGUUGUCCGGCAAGGGUCACGCCCCUCAAGCUCGACCUCGUGAGUCUGCCAGGCUCAGUUCAGGAGUGUCCACUCAUGACUGACAUGGCGCCCCUGGGGGUCAUCGGAUUCCUGGGGGACUAUCAGGAGCGCACGCUGGCGCCAUCGGUCGACGUGUACGAGACCGCCCCCAUACUUCGAUCCUGUGCUGAGGUUCUAUCAGAGGGAGUCUCAUCGUCUGCUCCGCCGUCUAGCGGAGAUCGGUAUCAUAUCUUGGACGUCACCCCGAAGGGCCAGGCGGGCCUCUUCACGGUGGAGAAGGACGGCGGCACGGCCCAGCGCCUCAUCGUCGACGCUAAGCGGGCCAACGAUUGCUUCAAGGCGCCGCCAGCGGCGGGCGAGGAGGUGCACGGCCGCCGGCUCGGCCGCGCGGAGGCAGGAACUCCGCGCCGGGCCGCCCUGCCAAUGGGCUCCACGUGGAGUUUGUGGAUCGCGCAGAUGAUCGACGAGGACCGCGGGCCGCCGCUGGUGGCGAGGCCCUGGCUGGCAGAGGAGGCCGACGAGAUCGGCUACUACGCGCGCGUGGACAAUCUCGGCGCGAUCGGGGUCUGCGAGAAGGCUGUCGGCCGGGCGCUCGAGCAGCUGGAGGGGGGCUUCAACCGUGAGGGCCUGCUGCUGCAUAAGUCCGAGCUCUCGCGGGCGGGCAUCGUGGCCUUGGGCGCAGAGCUAGACGGCGCCGCCUUGAGGGCGCGGGUCGCGCCUAAGCGCAUCUGGAACGUCUACGCGGAGCUGGGCGCACUACUGAGGCGCGAGCGGGCCAGCGCCUGGUCCGUGCAGGCGGUCCUCGGCCACUGCGUCUUUGCUGCCUUGUGCUGCCGAAGGUUGCUCGGCGUCUUCCACUCGGUGCGCGCGUUCGUGGAGCACGGGCGCGCAUCGGGCCGGGCUGAGCCGCUGUGGGGCGAGUGCCGAGCGGAGCUGCGUGUUUUCAGGCCCCUCGUGAUCUUCAUGGCCGACAGCAGCCUUGAGGGCUGCGCCGUGGCGCAGGCCUCCUGGCCCCUGGAUGCCUCGAGGGAGGUUGGCCGCACCUCCGAGCGCAAGCGCAUUCGGCGAGUCGGGUGGCAGGCGGACGGGGGCUGGUCAGUCGCCGCGGGGGCAGAUGAGCGGGGCUGCGACGAGCCGCCCUCGGAGACGGCGCGAGACUUGGAAGUCGACCGGUCUUUCCCCGAGGUGCCGGCCAGUCACGCGUCUCUGGCCAGCCAGCGGAGGGCGACGCUCCGCCCGCAGGACGUCCAGCUGGCCUUGCGCGAUCGCCUGGGCUGCAGUCGCCAGGAGCUCGGCCUCCCCGAGACCGACGAGCAGCUGAGCCGUGCGCCGGCGCUGGCCGACGUCGGCGCGAGCAGCGGCACCGACGACGAGGCGGGGCCCGGGCCCGGCGCCGCGCGGCGGGCAGUGCUGAGGCGCGCGGGCCACCAGAGGCGAUGCAAAUUCCUGGGCCUCGCCCUCGCGACCCCCGCGCUGGGAGCGAGCGCCUUCCUCGAGCAGAGCUCGGUGACUCCGAAGGUGCUGGAGCGCCGCCUUGCCGAGGUCGGCGGCUUCGUCCACUUCGCGGGCGGUCGCUGGGGUGCGAACAAGGGCGAGCAGGUCCUGGCUGGCCCUUCGCUGCCUGAGGGGAUGGCGGCGCCGGGCGCCGGGUCGCAGUCGGCGGAGGUGACCGCUGGCCCUCGCGCCGGCAUAGCUUGGCGGCUGGUGGAGCGGGGAUCGUUGCAGAUGGCUGCGUUUCCUCUUGUAUCCCUCAGCAUUUGCUUGAGGCCGUUGUGGGGCAUGGGUCGCCGUGGUAUCAUUGCGCCAGCUGCGGGGAUCUCCCCAUUCUGGAACCUGCUCCUUUUCCCUUCGCAGCACGCGGAGCGGAGCAAGACAGUUCUCAGCGAUGUCAGUAUAGUGCUGGACUCCCCAUGCCUGCAGUUUCUAGGACCGAUCCUGAGAGCGUUGGCCGAUGGGCCGCGGGAGGAGUCGGUCUGGGCGUUCGCGCACCCGCAGUGCCCGAUGGAUUUCAAAGCUGCGCUGGCCGAGCUCGAGAUCGGCGAGACCAUCGCUCCGCAUCAGACGAGGCGCUCGGGCUCGUCGAUCGAUAUCGCGCGACCCUACCGCGCCGUGUCGGAGGCGCAGCGCCGCGGCCAGUGGGCAAGUGUGAAGAGCGCCCAGCGGUGCGAGAAGGAUGCCAGGCUGGGAGCGCGCUGGGAACAGCUGUCAGCUCCGCGCGGGGGCUGCUCGAGGCCUGCGAAGCAGUGCUCGAGGACAUGCUCCUGGGCAGGCCGCGCGGCGUGA
Messenger RNA from Prorocentrum cordatum, 2533 nucleotides. The record is from the annotation of a GenBank genome assembly. Lineage: Eukaryota; Dinophyceae; Prorocentrales; Prorocentraceae.